Messenger RNA from Eucalyptus grandis, 1521 nucleotides. RefSeq names its product PLASMODESMATA CALLOSE-BINDING PROTEIN 1. NCBI's taxonomy places the organism in Eukaryota, Viridiplantae, Streptophyta, Magnoliopsida, Myrtales, Myrtaceae. The record is from RefSeq and is a predicted model, not a curated record. Bases 275 to 1138 code for a protein of 287 amino acids. The transcript is spliced from 4 exons.
UGCGCAAUCCACCAAUUCCCAAUGCCUGCUUUCUCAAGUUUCCUAAAUUCCCCACCUUUCCUGUUUGGGGGUCUCUCUUCAGCCCAAGAAAGCUCUGAUUCCUUCCCUGCCUUCUCUCAUCUACAAUUCCCUCCUCACUAUUCUGAACCAAUGCCUGAAGCCUUCUCUGCAAUAAAGCCCUCGUUGCUUCUCUUAUUUAAUAAACGCUGGCUUCUCUAUCAUUGUUCCACAGACAGAUACAUAGAAGAAAUUCCAAGCCCUCAUCACAGAAGCAAUGCCUCCUUUGGUUCUCCAUUGCCACAUACUCUUCCUCUUGUGUCUAUGCCUCAAUCCAGGUUCAAGAGCUGCACAGCAGUUGAAAGAGCAUAGUGAAGUACUACUAUCAACUUCCACAUUUGCUGUGCAGCGAGACACCACUCCUGCAAGUAUUCCUAUUGUCAACCCGACAAAUCCAGGUUCUUCGACUCCCUUUGUGAACCCAGCAUCACCUUCCCCGCCAGCCACCACGUUGCCAAUCCCAAGUCAAGUCACGCCUCCAGCAACUACCAUGCCGACUACCACGCCUCCGGCAACUACCAUGCCGACUACCACGCCUCCAGCAACUACCACGCCGACUACCACGCCGACAACAUCAAGCGGACAAUGGUGUGUCGCGAACGCAGGCGCGUCUCAAACAGCUCUGCAGGUGGCUCUUGACUACGCUUGCGGUUAUGGAGGCACAGACUGCUCAGCGAUACAGCAGGGCGCGAGUUGCUAUGAUCCUAACACCCUGCAAGAUCAUGCCUCCUAUGCCUUCAAUGAAUACUACCAGAAGAAUCCGGCUCCCACUAGCUGUGCCUUUGGAGGAACGGCACAACUCACUUCAACUGACCCAAGUCAUGGAAGCUGUCACUUUUCAUCUUCCGGCGCAAGUUCAACUCCACCUUCUCUUACUCCACCGACUGCUACUUCACCACCUUCACCGACAUAUAGCACACCAGUUUACCAAACCCCACCUUCAGUACCAGGGUCACCAGAAACCUUCGGGGUUGCAGAGCCGACGGGACUUCCCAGCUCAGCCACCUCCAUCACAUGCAGCUUUGCGGUUCUACUCAUCGCAGCUUGCCUGUCGUGGUCGCUUCCUGCAUGUGGUCCCUAAGCCAAGGCAAGGAAAGUUGCAGCUAGCGCUACUAUGAGAAGGCAAUUCAAUCGCUUCCUUGCAUAUCUCAUGGUAUUUGCACUUGAAGGAGACAACCAGGAUACGCAAGGAGGCAUUUUGAUUUAUCGGAGCCUGAUCGACCUUCAAGGUGGUGCUCUCUUCCUACAGAAGCCAACCUGGAAGCAGUCAAGAUGCACGAGAUCUCUUGUAUUCUUGUCUUUUACAUCAACACCAGAAUAGAUGCAGACCCAGAAGAAUAAUUUACAAUACAGGAAAUCAGAAUAGUCAUAUAGUGUAAGAAUCAUCUACACACAAUUAGCCAACACAGAUAAUAAUUCAUUUAGUUUUCUGGAUGAGCAAGAUGUCUCCUUGUCUUUCAUGGA